UCCCUCAAAUAAUGGCCCUUUCUGUUUUAGGGUCUGUGGGCAAAUUUUGCAUCGUGUUAGAAAUUUAAGGCCUGCAGAAGGUUGUCUGCCCAAAUAUUGUCAGCUGUAUAUCUAUGAUCCUAAUGCAGCAGUGUCAUUCAGAAUGGAACAACCUGGUAAUGAUGGUUGUAUACAUGAGUUAAUGCAACUCUUGCAAACAUUAAUUAAUCAAGAAAACCCAUUUGCUCUUGCAUUUAAAAACAUGGCAGAAGUAAAGGAUGAAGAAAUCCGCCAAGCAGCUUUAGAAGGUAGACCAACCUCUGUUGUAAGAAUGUCUUUGCUUGAAGGUCAUGAUAGACGUCGAUACAAUCUUCCUUCCCAUGAGGAAGUUGCUAUUGUGUUUGUGGGAGAUGAUGGUGCUCCACCUGCAUCCAGGGAAAUUGUUAUAUACCCUCGAGGUCAGCCUUUAAGAACAAUUUCGUCUAUGUCUGCAAAUUUGGAUCCUUUGGUAUAUCCAAUAUUCUUCCCAAGAGGUGAUGCUGGAUGGCACAAUCAACUAGAGCACAACCCUGACCGUGCAACCCGUGUUAGAAACCAUGUUACUUUGUCUCAGUAUUAUAAUUAUAGGCUUGCUGUUAGACAAACUUUUAGUCCUAUAUUCUAUGGUAAGAAACUUUUUCAGCAAUAUGUUGUUGAUGCAUAUGUCAAAGUUGAGGGACAGCGCCUUGCUUUUAUUAGAAAUAACCAAAACAAACUUAGAAGUGAGCAAUAUGAUGCAUUGCAUGAACAUGUAAUUAAUCGUGCUAAUGAUCUUAAUGUAAGACCAGGCCGUGUUGUUAUAUUGCCUUCUUCAUAUGUUGGUAGUCCAAGAGCAUUAAAAGAAAACUUUGAAGAUGCGAUGGCAGUCAUAAAGAAAUAUGGUAAACCAGAUCUAUUCAUUACUUUUACCUGCAAUCCAAAAUGGAGAGAAAUAGUAGAAAAUUUAAACCCAGGCCAAACUGCUAAUGACAGACCUGAUUUAGUUUGUCGGGUAUUUAAAAUGAAACUUAAAUUUUUCUUAGAGGAUAUUUUUAAGCAUGGAGUCUUAGGCAAAGUUGUAAGUCAUGUGCAGGUUAUUGAGUUUCAAAAGCGUGGUUUGCCACAUGUACAUAUUAUUUAUCUCUAGCUGCUGCUUCUUCUGUUACAA
Messenger RNA from Hydra vulgaris (swiftwater hydra), 1165 nucleotides. RefSeq lists its product as uncharacterized. NCBI's taxonomy places the organism in Eukaryota, Metazoa, Cnidaria, Hydrozoa, Anthoathecata, Hydridae. The record is from RefSeq and is a predicted model, not a curated record.